CCUUUAUCUUUUCUUUUAGGUUGAGUACUGGCUGGGUGGCUUGCUUGCUUCAGUUAAAGUAAGAGACCACAGAGAGGGAUUUCUGGUGGUUUUCAUGGUUAAAGCAGGUUUUAUACCCUCAAUCCACUCCUUUGACAGUUUCCCUCUUCUUCUUCUUUUUUUCUUCUUCUCCUUCUCCUUCUCCUUCUCUUCUCUUGCUUUCAUUGUUAUUCAAUUCCCUCGCAAGUCUUUCUCUAAGGAUCCAUAUAUCUUCAUUUUCCCUCUUUUGUGUCUAAUUUUUCUUUCUUCCUAAACUCUGAAGUUGGGUUUUAAUUUUUUUGAUAUAGGCAUAUAUAAUUCCCCAGAUCUUGAAUUUGAUGAUUAUUUGUGGUGGUGCAUAAAACAGCUGCUGCUUAUUGGGAGAUGAGUAGUGAUAGAGUUAAUUAACUACAUGCAAGAUUUCAAGAGUUUUCAGAGAUCAAGAAGAUCUUCAUAGCAGGCAUCGACCAACCAUUAGAGCGAAAGGAAUUGAAGAAGUGAUGAAUAUUAAUAUAGGUGGCGGGUCAAUCAGCAGCUCUGAUCUUAUUGAUGCAAAGCUUGAAGAGCAUCAGAUCAUAUGUGGAUCCAACCACUGUCCAGGUUGUGGUCACAAACUUGAAGGCAAGCCGGACUGGUUAGGACUACCUGCUGGAGUCAAAUUUGAUCCAACAGACCAAGAAUUGAUUGAACAUUUAGAAGCAAAAGUAGCCAAAGACACCAGAUCUCAUCCUUUGAUAGAUGAAUUCAUACCUACUAUUGAAGGUGAAGAUGGGAUUUGUUACACCCAUCCAGAGAAACUUCCAGGAGUGACAAGAGAUGGGUUAAGCAGGCAUUUCUUCCACAGACCAUCCAAAGCAUACACAACUGGAACAAGAAAGAGAAGGAAAAUCCAAACAGAAUGUGACUUGGAAGGAGCUGGAGAGACAAGGUGGCACAAAACCGGCAAAACAAGGCCAGUCAUGGUCAGUGGGAAACAGAAAGGGUGCAAGAAAAUCUUGGUGCUCUAUACAAACUUUGGUAAGAAUCGAAAACCCGAAAAGACGAACUGGGUGAUGCACCAAUACCAUCUUGGGCAACAUGAGGAAGAGAAGGAAGGUGAGCUUGUGGUGUCCAAAAUAUUCUACCAGACUCAACCAAGGCAAUGUAAUUGGACUAGUACUGGUGUUGAUAGGAGUAAUACUGCGAUUACUGGUGAAGGAAGUAGUGAUCAAUUCCCUACUAGUACUAGUAGAAGAGAUAGUGGUAGUGGUAGUUGCUCUUCUAAAGAGAUUAAUAUAUCACUUAGAGAUCAUGAAAUAUCUGCAACUGGCGCUGCAAUAUCAAGUUUUGGUUCUGCCUUGGAUCAUUUGUCACAGUUGAAAGCUCAUGAACAUUUCAGCUUUGACCCAUUCAGGAAAAACUUUGAUGAGGUGGGGAUUAUAGAAGAUGCUUCAACAGCAAGGGAUCAACCCCCUUCCAUGCCUGUCACGUCCGAGGUCGAGUUCUGCGACAAUCAACAAAGGCCACAUCAUCAUCAACAACAACAUCACCAAGAACAUCAUCAACAACAACACCACCAUGAACAUCAUCAGAAUAUUGCAACUGCUGGCUUUCACAUAAGCAGACCUUCGCAUCCAAUCUCCACCAUUGUCUCUCCUCCUCCGCUCCAUCACACUUCAAUAAUUCUCAACGAAGACCCUUAUCAUGUCUCCAGGUUGAUGCUUCCAAAUGAUAAUUUCCAGCAACAACAUCAUCAUAAACUAUUAGGAAGGUCUGCAUCAGGUUUGGAGGAGCUCAUCAUGGGUUGCACUUCAACAGACAUCAAAGAAGAAUCGUCCAUUCCAAACACACAAGAGGCAGAAUGGUUGAAGUACUCGUCCUUCUGGCCUGCAGACCCUGACAACCAAGAUCAUCAUGGGUAGCAACAACACACCAUCAUCACCAUUAUUAGUACUUGAAGAGGAUAAUGCAUGCCCUGAAACCCACAACAGUACUUGUUCUCUCUCAUCUUUUUCUUUCUUUUCUCUCUUUGUCUCUCAACUGAAAUUAACUUCACAAACAGUCCAUGUUGGAAAAGAAAGAAAAAGAAAGCCAAGAAAGGAAAAGAACAAAGAAAAAGAAAAGAAAAGAAAAGAAAAGAAAAGAAGCCAAGAAACUAAGAAAGGAUGCUUCUCUACUGACAACAUACAAGCCCCAGAGCAGGAGCCAAAGACCCAAACAAAGCAAAUCCUCUCUCUCUCUUUCUGUGCUGAAAAUCAUCAAUGUUAUCAUUACACUAUCAACUUUCAUGCCUCUCUCUCUCU
Molecule: messenger RNA, 2300 nt
Organism: Tripterygium wilfordii
Lineage: Eukaryota; Viridiplantae; Streptophyta; Magnoliopsida; Celastrales; Celastraceae
Product: NAC domain-containing protein 75-like
Exons: 6
Coding region: 519-1919 (466 amino acids)
Biological process (GO): regulation of DNA-templated transcription
Cellular component (GO): nucleus
Molecular function (GO): transcription cis-regulatory region binding; DNA-binding transcription factor activity
Source: RefSeq, a predicted model, not a curated record